AUGGCCUACUCUCCCGAAGUCAGCAAGCUCAUAGCCGAGGGCUCCAAGCUCUAUGCGGUCAAGGAAUAUGACCUUGCCUCUAGUAAAUACGCAGAUGCGUGUGAAUUAUUCAAUAAGGAAAACUCCAGUGAUGACGGGGACUUAUUAUUAUUAUACGGGAAAUCAUUAUUUCAAAGUGCAGUUCUGAAAUCUGAAGUCUUUGGUGGGAAGCCUGAGGAGUCCGAGAGUAAGAAGGAGGAGGAGGAUAAGGAAAAGGAGGAUAAGGAUGAUAAAUUUCAAUUCCAUGAGAAUGCGUUGGCCGAAGAAGAUGAUGACGCCGUACCUGUUGCUGAAGAGGAGGACAGUGAAGAAGGUGAGGAGGAGGGUGAAGAGGAAAGCAAAGAUGAAAGCAAAGACGAAGAAGAAGAACAAAGUGAUUUUGAAAUUGCUUGGGAAAUUCUUGAUCUUACUAGAUCAAUCUUUGAAUCGAAAAUUGAAGAUUUAAAAGAAUUGGAAUCAAAAAUUAGUCCUCCUUACUUAUCAAAUGAUCGUGAAGAAACAACUAAUGAAUACCUUAUAACUUUGAAGAAAUUAUCAGAAACAUACGAUAUUUUAGGUGAAGUUUCUUUAGAAUCAGAAAAUUUUAGUCAAUCAGCAAUUGAUUUAGAAAAUUGUUUAAAUUUAAGAUUAAAAUUAUACAAUCCUAAAAAUUCUUCGCUUAUUUCAGAAUCUCACUACAAAUUAUCUCUUGCAUUGGAAUUUUGCGUUGAAGAUCCCGAUUCAAGAUCUAAAGCUGCUAAUCAAAUGAAAUUAGCAAUUGAUUCAGUCAAGUUAAGAAAUGAAAAUGAAUCCGAUCCUAAAAAGAAACAGGAUAAUGAAGAUUUGGUAAAAGAUUUACUAGUGAGAUACAAGGAAUUAGAAAAAGAUCCCGCUGAAGAAUUAAAACUUCAACAAAUGGAUAUCAUCAAAGGUAUCUUGGGUGAAGCUACCUCUUCCGACUCCAACCAACCUAAACCUUCCUCUUCUACUCCUGCUGUCAAUGACUUAACCUCAGUUGUUAAAAAGAGAAAACCUACUAAAUCCUCCGGUAAUGACUUUAAAAAACAAAAGAAGUAA
Messenger RNA from Hyphopichia burtonii NRRL Y-1933, 1095 nucleotides. RefSeq lists its product as uncharacterized. Bases 1 to 1095 code for a protein of 364 amino acids. The transcript has a single exon. Lineage: Eukaryota; Fungi; Ascomycota; Pichiomycetes; Serinales; Debaryomycetaceae. Gene Ontology annotation, molecular function: histone binding. Gene Ontology annotation, biological process: CENP-A containing chromatin assembly; DNA replication-dependent chromatin assembly. Gene Ontology annotation, cellular component: nucleoplasm. The record is from RefSeq and is a predicted model, not a curated record.